Messenger RNA from Cryptomeria japonica (Japanese cedar), 840 nucleotides. Its product is annotated as putative germin-like protein 9-2. The record is from RefSeq and is a predicted model, not a curated record. The transcript has 2 exons. The coding region runs from base 1 to 840 and encodes 279 amino acids. Gene Ontology annotation, molecular function: manganese ion binding. NCBI's taxonomy places the organism in Eukaryota, Viridiplantae, Streptophyta, Pinopsida, Cupressales, Cupressaceae. Gene Ontology annotation, cellular component: cell wall.
AUGGAGGUCUUUAGUGGUUUUAAAAAGGUCGCAGCAAUAAUGUUUGUGGUGAUGAUGGUGGGAGUGAGAGUGGAAGGUGAAGAUCCUGAUCUGCUUACAGAUUUCGAUCUUUCUAGUGGGGCAACCAUUGAUGGGAACUUCUUCACGUUUAAAGGAUUGACAGGAGUUGACUCUAAUUCCACCGCCAGUGGGAGCAUUAAAAUUAGCAGAGCCAGCGAGCAAGAAUUUCCAGGGCUCAUGGGUCUAGGUGGCAGCAAUAAUGUUUGUAGUGGUGAUGGUGGAGUGAGUGUGGAAGGUGCAGAUCCCGACCUGCUUACAGAUUUCAAUCUUUCAAGUGGGGCAACCAUUGACGGGAACUUCUUUACGUUUAAAGGAUUGAGGGGAGUUGGCACUAAUUCCACCGCCAGUGGGAGCAUUAAAAUUAGCAGAGCCAGCCAGCAAGAAUUUCCAGGGCUGAUGGGUCUAGGUGUGUCCUACGCAUUCUUUGAAUUAGGCGCCAAUAGUGUUGUUCCUCCUCACUAUCAUCCGCGGGCAAGUGAAUUGCACCUGAUUUUAGAGGGAUCACUCACUGUGGCUUUUGUAGACACCACCAACAAGCUCUUCAACAAGACUCUAUUUGCUGGGGACAUGUUUGUUUUCCCAAAGGGAAUGGUCCACUACCAGAUCAAUCUUGACAUGUACAAACCUGUUUUUGCUAUCUCUGCAUUUGGGAGUGCCAAUCCGGGGACUGUGCUGGUGCCUUCCACUCUCUUCGGCUCUGGAAUUGCCGACCUUGUUCUCCAAAAAUCUUUCAUGAUCUCACCUGAAACCUUGUCCAUGCUCAAGGCUCCCUUCCUCUAG